Messenger RNA from Carlito syrichta (Philippine tarsier), 313 nucleotides. Its product is annotated as protein FAM84B-like. The annotation marks the transcript as partial. NCBI's taxonomy places the organism in Eukaryota, Metazoa, Chordata, Mammalia, Primates, Tarsiidae. The record is from RefSeq and is a predicted model, not a curated record. The transcript has a single exon.
GAGCCUGCUCAACAGGUGCCGGCCGGGCGACCUGGUGGAGUUCGUGUCGCAGGCGCAGUACCCGCACUGGGCCGUCUACGUGGGCAACUUCCAGGUGGUGCACCUGCACCGGCUGGAGGUGAGCCACAGCUUCCUGACGGACGCCAGCCAGGGCCGCCGCGGCCGCGUGGUCAACGACCUGUACCGCUACCCGCCGCUGAGCGCCGGCGCCGUGGUGCGCAACGCGCUGGCGCACGUGGGCGCCAAGGAGCGCGAGCUGAGCUGGCGCAACUCGGAGAGCUUCGCCGCCUGGUGCCGCUACGGCAAGCGCGAG